AGCGAAAGCAGACGAGGGUGAUCAGGAAGCCCGCAGUCUCUGGCCCUCGCCCUCGCCCUCGCCGCAACCGGACACGCCAUUUUCUUUCUUUUCCUCGGCUUUUCUGCUGGCUGCUUGUGUGUUGCACACCGACCACUACCAGUACGCCCGCCUCGCCGCAUACAUACAAGCCUCGCCCUCGCCCUCGCCCGCAGCACCACUCUAGACCCAACUCCCAGCACCACUAGCCUUCACUUCAGUAACGCCCCCGGCCACGAGCCUCCCUCCAGUGUGAUUCGGUUCAGGGCAUACCCAAACCCAAGCAAGCUCGCCGUCGCCGGUUCAACCGGCAUUGCUUCCUCGGUUCCGCUGGGUGGGCGGUUCUUGGCCGUGGUUGAGCAGGAUUCGCGCGUCAUCCCCGGCAGCGGCAGGCCAGAUUGGCGGCGGCGGCGCUCGAUUUGGUCCGAGAUUUGGGGGGCUUGCCCUGUUCGGGGUCCGGGAUUCCGUGGAACCCAGAGGCAAAUCGGCCCCUUCCAGAUUUGGAGAGCUUUUCUUGCGCGGCCACACCUUCCAUAGCAGAGCACAGAGGGGAGAGGAGAGGGGAAGAUAGAGUCGGGGGCGGCGUCAGUCCGGCGUGGAUAAAUUCGGUCCUGCUGCUCCAGGUUCAGCGCCCUCUCCGCCUUGCUAUGAGACAGCAAUGAGGGAGGAGAUCAACAAGAAGAGCAAGGUCUCCUGGUCCAAAUCCCUCGUCAGGAAGUGGUUCAACAUCAAGGGCAAGGCGCAGGACUUCCACGCGGAUUACGACGCCGCCACCCAGCAAGGACGGGAUGGUGGUGAUGAACCGAGGACCAGCUGCUCGCAGAGGGACGCAGGCGCUGCCAAGAAAAGCAGAACCGAACGGUCGCUGAAGCGGAAUGUCGAUCGCGUACGCAGAUCAAGGAAUGAGUUCGAUGUGUCACGCCUCACAGAAGCUCAAGAUUACAGAAUCUUUGCCUCGACCUGGAAUGUUGGUGGUAAAUGCCCAUCAAGGGGGUUAGAUUUAGAUGAUUGGCUCCAUUCUUCACCUCCUGCUGAUAUCUAUGUGCUCGGAUUUCAAGAAAUUGUUCCUUUGAAUGCUGGAAAUGUUCUUGGUACCGAAGACAAUGUUCCAGCAAAGAAGUGGGUAUCGCUUAUUAGGAGGACACUGAACAAGAACCCUGGGCCUAGCAGUCAUGGUGGCUAUCGCACUCCAUCCCCUGUCCCUGAUCCGGUUGUGGAACUAGAUGCUGAUUUUGAGGGAUCAUUGAGAAGACAGGAUAGCUCAUCAUUUUUCCACCGUCGGUCAUUCCAGAACCUUAGUCGGAGUUUAAGGGUUUCAGGAAAUGAUAUGUUCUCACAACCAAGAUUGGACCGCAGGUUUAGUGUUUGUGACCCAGUUAACAUAGGAGGCAGACCAAGUGAUUUUGAUGGAAAUUUCCAGUGUAUUGGAUCACCAGGCGAUGAAUAUAUUGACGAGGAUAUAAGUAAUGGAGCAUAUUUUUCACCAUUCCCAUAUGGUUAUGGUACUUCAGCACCCAUGGAAGAAGAUGAUGAGCAGCCAAAUGCUUCUAGGUAUUGUUUGGUUGCCAGCAAACAGAUGGUUGGUAUAUUUCUCACAGUUUGGGUACGCAGUGAAAUAAGAGAUGAUAUUCGAAACCUGAAAGUUUCCUGCGUGGGUAGAGGAUUAAUGGGUUAUCUUGGAAAUAAGGGUUCUAUAUCAAUAAGCAUGUCUUUGCAUCAUACAACCUUCUGUUUUGUCUGUUGUCAUUUGACCUCUGGCGAAAAGGAGGGAGAUGAAUUGCGCAGAAAUUCUGAUGUCAUGGAGAUCUUAAGGAAGACAAGGUUUCCUCGUGUCCGUGGAUGUGGCGAUGUUAAGUCACCGGAAACAAUUCUUGAGCAUGACCGCAUCUUAUGGCUUGGUGAUUUGAAUUACCGGAUUUCUCUUCCAUACUCGUCAGCAAAAGUUCUGGUUGAAACACAUAACUGGAGGCAACUCUUGGAGAGAGAUCAGCUUCGUAUAGAGCGGAGAUGCGGACAUGUUUUCCCAGGAUGGAAAGAAGGAAGGAUUUAUUUUCCUCCAACAUAUAAAUACUCUUUCAACUCAGACCGGUAUUCUGGUUAUGGUGUGCGUCCCAAGGAAAAGAGGCGAACGCCAGCUUGGUGUGAUCGUAUUUUGUGGCAUGGUACUGGCCUCAUUCAGUUAUCAUAUGUCCGAGGAGAAUCUCGAUUCUCCGACCACAGACCAGUGUACAGUAUUUUCAUGGCGGAGGUUGAAAUUCUCCACCAGAGGAGAAGGAACAUGGGCUAUUUCAGUUCUAGAGUCGAGGUGGAAGAGCUGUUGCCGUAUUCUCACAGCCAUGGAAACAUAAAGUUCUACUAAUUCAGCCCCUCCCCUUGCUAUAAGCUGAUCGGUCCUCAGCGAUGAAUAACUUGGUUCCAAGAUCUGUUGGACGAUCAGAUGUGAAUGUGCAAUAUUUUUCCAUCUGUUUUUCAUAACAUUUUAGUGACACCUGAGAUGUAAAGCCUAGGACAGAUGCGUGGGGAACAUAUAGCUGCAAAAGCUAACAUAGAGGAUAGCUGGGCAAUUUUGCAACUAACAAUUUGCCCGCGGCGGCUACGUUCAUCAUCGGAAGAAUCGGCCAGCUCACAUGACUGACUAUACAACUCAACGAGCUCUUUCCACCCAGUCAAUGUCGCCCCUUUGUUCGGAGGCAUCCGCAAGCUCCAAUCAUUGCCUUUUCUUCUUCUUCUCCUCCGCUUUUCCCCUUUGCAAACCCUGUAAAUUAAUCAGGCUGGGCGGCCAGUGUACGUAUGUAGGAUCGGCAUGAGGUGUAGAAUCAUUGCAGUUCGGCGGAGGGAAUGAUACUCGGACUGGACCCAACGAUAUUAGUAGCUGUUAGUUAUUUUUCCAGAUGAUGAAUUUUUUUUGUGGUGUGAGGAGGGAAUGAUAUGUGUUGUUGAUGUGA
Hordeum vulgare subsp. vulgare (domesticated barley) is the source of this 2963-nucleotide messenger RNA. RefSeq names its product type I inositol polyphosphate 5-phosphatase 4-like. Gene Ontology annotation, molecular function: phosphatidylinositol-4,5-bisphosphate 5-phosphatase activity; phosphatidylinositol-3,4,5-trisphosphate 5-phosphatase activity; inositol-polyphosphate 5-phosphatase activity. Gene Ontology annotation, biological process: phosphatidylinositol dephosphorylation. The transcript has 13 exons. The record is from RefSeq and is a predicted model, not a curated record. NCBI's taxonomy places the organism in Eukaryota, Viridiplantae, Streptophyta, Magnoliopsida, Poales, Poaceae. The coding region runs from base 677 to 2377 and encodes 566 amino acids.